Molecule: messenger RNA, 3759 nt
Organism: Gambusia affinis (western mosquitofish)
Lineage: Eukaryota; Metazoa; Chordata; Actinopteri; Cyprinodontiformes; Poeciliidae
Gene: igldcp
Product: galectin 17
Exons: 7
Coding region: 102-929 (275 amino acids)
Biological process (GO): cell surface receptor signaling pathway; positive regulation of T cell proliferation; negative regulation of T cell proliferation
Cellular component (GO): external side of plasma membrane
Source: RefSeq, a predicted model, not a curated record
GCUUCUAAACUGGAUAUCAGCUGAGAGACACUCUCACACUUUGCCAGCAUCAGAGGAGUGCAGAAGUGGAGAAUCACCUAAAUUUCCACAAAGUAAACACAAUGACAAUUCUCCAGAUGCGACUCUGGUGUUUCAUAUUUCUACUUACUGGAAAUUUAGUUGAUUCUUCAGCUCUGCCCUCCACUGCUAACCCAGUGCCUGUCAUGACCAUGGUGGGGAACCAGGUGGUCCUCCCCUGCAGCUGGAAGGACUCCCAGAAAGAAAUGGCAGCGUCCGGCUGCCACAUCCAGUGGAUGACUCCGCCACACACCGUGUUUGAACAACUUGGAGAAGACAGGUGGCAGGGGGCGGAGUACGAGGGCCGGGUGGAGGUGCCUCUGGAGAAACUCAACUCCGGGGAUUGUUCCCUGAUAAUAAAGGACGUUCAGAUAGGAGACACUGGGAGAUAUGAGAGCUUCCUAGUGGUGGAUGGCGUGAGGUCCCAAAAGACCAAAGUUUUCAUUCAGAGUGUCAAAUUGUCUGUGACAGACCACAAAUCCCAGAAGAGUCUUUACCCAGGGGACGACCUGGUUUUGAAGCUGUACACCCCUCACUCAUUUGCAGUGGUCUUUCAGAGCAGGAACAGUUCAGAGUGGGUGAACUUGUGGAAGAGAGGGGAUGAAAACAAUGAACGCAUGGAAAAACAUCAUCAGCUUGAACAAUUAACGAUAAAGAAUCUUCAAUACUCUGAUGAAGGAAUAUACAAAGUUUUGGAUGAAAACGACCUCUCUGUCAGCACCAUACAGCUGUACAUAAAGGAAAAAUACAUGUCAUCGAGAAUCCAAGCAAAGCAGGAACAAAUUCUGAUAGAUGCUGCAGCUACAAGCAGCAGUUCACCUCUUCUCUUGUCUGUUCUGCUCUCGUUUUACCAAAUCAUUCAUCUUCACUGAGACAUAUUUUUCUGCUGUGUAACUAUCAACAAUAUCUACAGAAUUUAGCACUCUAUGACCAGCAGACAGAGAAGAUUUGUAAGGAGAAGUAACAACAAGCAUUGCAAUCCUACGCUUGACUAAUUCUGAAACACUUUUAUUAAACAGUCUGGUCCAUUUCUUUCAUCUGUCUAGCAGCAGAAACAUUGUUCUUUUUUAUAUAUUCUGUUUCUCAUAUUUGCAAAUUAUUAUUUGAGCUAUUAAAAAUGUUUGGUUCCAGUUACAACGUUUUGUGAACCACUGCUUCAAAAUUACAUAGCAGAGAUCUUGCUUUUAUAUUUAUGGGUGGCAUAAAUGGUCAUAAUUCUUUUUAUACAUUUAAUCUACAUAUUUAAUCUAGGGUGUUUUGGUCUUUUCCCUCCUUUUUGUUAAAUACCAACUCUUUAUUAUUAAUUCAAAAUUCAGAGUAAUCAACAUGAGAAACCUUACUAGUUUUCUAGUUUAUAAAAAAAUGGUUGUUAGUUUUGAAUUAUGGUUUUGUUACAAGGUAAUAAACAGUUAAUUUAGCAAAAACACAACUUGGCUGGACAGAGAGGCUGAAGAUACUGAUUAUUCUGAGAGAGGCCAAGAACAGAGGGGACCUCUAUGGCCUUAAAACAAAUCCCAGAAAGGUCAGUAGUUCAUGUGAACACUAUUUCAUCAACAUGCCGAAUGGUUCUUUACAAAAAAGCUAAGUAACAUAGGAAAUGGAAGCUGGCAGUGCAUCGUCAAUAUUCUUUGUAAAACAUUUUGAGAACAGGAAGUGUGUGUGGUGUGAUAGAGAAAUUGACAAAAAAUAUUGGGGUGUAAAAAGUUAUAUCCUUCUUUUUUAUUAUUUCUUAAUAAAGAAAGAAAUAGGGUCUCUUUUGCUACAGAAACCCUAAGGGACACUGAAGGAAGAAAUAAACUUUCUCGUACGCACCAGAUACUAUCUUGUGUGCACCACAUACUUUCUUGUACAUACCAGAUAGUAUCUCUUGCCCAUCAGAUAGCAUCUUGUGCAACCAGAUACUUUCUUGUGCACAACAAAUAAUAUCUGGUGCGCAUGAGAAAGUUUAUUUUUAUGUUUUCCUUCAAUGUCUUUCAAGGGGUUCUGUACAUUGCUUUCUUUCUGACUUGAAGUGAAAUGUUCAUAGUUUCUGUUCUCAGCAUAUUUCACUUAUAAAGAUCAUUGGUGAUGCACUGCCUCCUUCCAACAUCUCCAUUGUAAAAAAAUCUUUAGCUCCCUUGUAAGCACAAUAAUGGUAUAAAGGUUCAGAAAAUAGCAUUUCAAUAAAGUAUUAACACCUUUUUCAGAAUAGAGAUUUUUUUUUUAAUGCAGUAGAAGUCCAUUUUGAUCUGGGUGCCUCUCGAACAAGUGGUUAGCUUCAGCCUCUGUGAUGACUGAUCUGUAUCAAUAACAAUUAAAAAAAACUUCAAGAGACAAGAAGUGCUUGUACCUUUUUAACAAAAUGUCACUUCCAAAAUUCAGACCUCUCCAUCUAACAAUCAGAUAUUUCACAGUGAAAUUUUGUUGUCUAAAACCUCUCUAACAGAGCUUAAGAGACCAAUAAAAUAAUUCACUAAAACUAUGACUUCAAAAUGUUCACAUUUUCAGUAAUUGUUUUAAGUUGUACCAAUUUGUGAUUUUAUAAAAAAAUAAAAUAAAAUUGUUAAAAAUUAUAAACAAAGCUUAUUCAAAACUUUCUUGACUGUAUUUGUAGAAAACUUUAAAACUUUUAAAGCAAAUAUAGCUAAUUAGAAAUUGACAUGUAUGAUCUCAUAUCUGUAAAAAAUAAUGUAUUUAUUAUUUAAUUUAAAUCUGAAAUAAAGAAAUAAAUAAAAAAAAAGUUUUUUGCUUUUUAUUCAUUUUUAACUCAUUCAGAAUGUUUGGUUACAUGGGAAUGGCUUAAUACACACGUUCACAGGAAUAGAUUUAACACAAAGGACAAAGAAACAAAGACAUACAAAGACAAACAUUUAGUUUUAGGAGAAAUGCAGUUUCCCUUUAUCAUGAAUACAUGUAUUGUAUUCACACUGAAUACAAUACAUGUAUACAUGAGUUAUUGCCUUUCUCUUUGUGAACAAAUCAGGUUUAGUAAAUGGUUACUGGGAUUCUUUCUCCAUUUGUGUUUUUGUAUAUUUUUGCUGUUUCUUAUUAUGGUACUUAUUAUCUUUUUAAAUCAAGUCACUUUCACCUACUUUUCAGAUGUUUCAUAUCCACUUUGACAAAAAAAUAAAAUAAAUCAAUAAAAAGUGAUCGGCUCACAGUCAUAGGAAUAUGUGGUUUGAUAAUAUAUUAUUUUGAAUUUUAGAUAUUUUGGUUCGGUCAGGGUCCCUAAUAAAUUCAUAAUAGAUGACUGGCUUAAGGAGGGAUCAGAAUCAUGUUAAUUAAAAUAGGUCAGAAUGUCAAAUCUUCAGAAAAUAUUACAUGGUUAAAUCACAUGAGAGUUGAUCAGUUUCUGACAAUAAUUCAUCAAAAUAUUAAAUAUGUUAUGACAAGUAUGGAAUGGGAGCAGGCUGGGACUUAUAGACGUGUUGAUAAAAACAGUUGAGUUUUUCCAAAUAUUAAUGCAUUUAGGAGAUAAAAUCCAAAGAUUGAUUGUUCUAAACAAAGAUAAGAGAUGCUCCUUGACUUUUAAGUUCAAACCUAUAACAAUAGGAUUUGCUGACAUGAAGAAAAAAAAGCACAUUGCUUAAGGGUCAGGGCUUUUCUCUACCCAGUGCAGUGUUAUAAAUCACAAACAAAUGCAAGUGUUUCUUCCAUGUUAGGGGAGAAAGAUUGUGGGCUUUUUCCAGAGAAAACCAUACACCUUCCUCCAUAUACAUCCAC